This is a messenger RNA of Entelurus aequoreus (snake pipefish), 2985 nucleotides long. RefSeq names its product SLIT and NTRK-like protein 3. The record is from RefSeq and is a predicted model, not a curated record. Gene Ontology annotation, molecular function: protein binding. The coding region runs from base 204 to 2975 and encodes 923 amino acids. Gene Ontology annotation, cellular component: GABA-ergic synapse; postsynaptic density membrane. NCBI's taxonomy places the organism in Eukaryota, Metazoa, Chordata, Actinopteri, Syngnathiformes, Syngnathidae. The transcript is spliced from 7 exons. Gene Ontology annotation, biological process: axonogenesis; positive regulation of synapse assembly; regulation of presynapse assembly.
AGAGAGAGAGAGAGGCAUGCAGGAAGAGUGCGGCUGAAUGUGGAAGACAUGUCGACAGUCAGCCUGUAAAAAAGUCAUCUUCCGGUCGUUCCCCGGAUUCUUUGGCGGAUGAGGGCCCGACGCCGGGCCGUAGCCUCCGGCCGCCGCCGCCGCUGCUGCUGCUGCUGCUGCUGAGCUGAGGGGAGGGAGAAGCGGCGCCGAGGAUGCAGUGGGUCACCCUGGCCGUGGCCCUGGGGUGCGCGCGUCUGGCCCGGGCGUCGCACGGCCCCACCCCCACCCCCACCUCCACGCACACCCCCCUGGUGGACAACUCCGAGGAGGAAGUGGACGAGCCCUGCUUCGAGCCGUGCGCGUGCGAGGUGAAGGAAGGCGUGCUGCACGUGCACUGCGAUGGGCGGGGCUUCACCAACGGCAGCCAGGUGUCACAGUCGUGGGUCCGCCCUUUCAAACUCAACCUCCAGAGGAACUCGCUGAGGCGUCUCUAUAGCAACGGGUUCCAGCACCUUGGCAACGCCGUGUCGAUAAACCUGGGCAACAACGCGCUGCAGGACAUCCGGGUGGGCGCCUUCAACGGCCUGGCCAAGCUGAGGCGCCUCUACCUGCACGAGAACAAGCUGGAGGUCUUCAGGAACGACACCUUCGCCGGCUUAGAGGCUCUGGAGUACCUCCAGGCCGACUACAACGUGAUCAAACGCAUCGACAGCGGUGCUCUGAGGUUCCUCUACAAGCUCCGUGUUCUGAUCCUGAAUGACAACCUGAUCCCCGUCUUGCCUGCGCAUCUCUUCAGAUCUGUGUCGCUGACUCACCUGGACCUGCGGGGAAACCGUCUUAAGAGUCUGGCAUACGCCGGGACCCUGGAGUAUGUGGGCCGCUCCCUGAUGGAGAUCCAGCUGGAGGAGAACCCUUGGAACUGUGGCUGCGAGGCGGUCCAGCUCCAGCGGUGGCUGGGUCAGAUCCCGUACACAGCAGUGGUGGGGGACGUCACCUGUGAGUAUCCCUUCCACCUCCACGGCAAGGACCUGAGGGAGAUCCCUCGCAAGGAACUGUGCACGGAUCUCCCGGAUAAAGAGUUGCAAGCGGAAGGCGGGAGACCGUCGGGGGGAACGCAGCCCCAGCAUUUGCCCCCUAACUCCAAGACCAACCCGGGGCGAGCCAGGCCGACGAAGCCCUCCUCCAUGGUGCACGGCUCCCGCCAGAACACCCACGCCUCGUCCACGUCGUCCUCUUCUUCUUCCGCAGAGCGCAGGGACAAGGAGAGGCACCCGCGGCCCACAAAGCGUCCCCGACCUUCCAGGACGCCCCCGACAUCUCGCAGCCCCAACCAGAACCCCCCCGUGGCCGGCUACCAGACCCGACCUCCCAUCCCCAUCAUUUGUCCCCUGGGCUGCACCUGCAACCUCCACAUCACCGACCUGGGCCUGACCGUCAACUGCAAGGACAACGGCUUCCUCAACGUGUCCCAGCUGACGCCGCGGCCGCUCAACGGACGCAAGCUGUACCUGAGCGGGAAUUUAAUCCAGAGGAUCUAUCGCAGCGACUUCUGGAAUUUCUCCAGCCUGGAUCUGCUUCACCUGGGGAGCAACCGCAUCUCCUACCUGCAGGAGGGGGCUUUCUCCAGCCUGACCAGCCUGAGGAGUCUCUACCUGAACGGCAACAACCUGGAGCGGCUCAGCCCCGACAUGUUUCUGGGCCUGCAGAGUCUAAGGUACCUUUACUUCGAGUACAACGAGAUCCGGGAGAUGGAGCGCGGCACCCUGGACUCCAUGCCGUCCCUCCAGCUGCUCUUCCUCAACGCCAACCUCCUGCGGAGCCUCCCGCCGGGGGUCUUCUCCGGGGUCAACCUGGCUCGCCUCAACCUGAGGAACAACCACCUGCUGCGGCUUCCGGCGGACGGCGUGCUGGAGCACCUCACCGGCUUGGUGCAGGUGGACCUGCAGCAGAACCCGUGGGAGUGCAGCUGCGAGGCGGCGCCGCUCAAGCGCUGGCUGGAGGGCCUGAGCGCCGUGGUAGUGGUGGGGGAGGUGGUGUGCCACUCCCCGGACAAGACCAAGGGCGUCGACCUGCGCUCGAUCUCCAUGGAGCUGCUGUGCCCCGAGCUGGAGCCCCAGGAGGACCAGGAGCACCAGACGGUCACCCCCGUGGUGCCAGACCGAGGCGUGCCGCUCGGCUACCCCAACUCGGGGCCUCUAGUCCCCCCGGGGAAGGAGUCGAUCCCGCUAUCGGUGCUGGUGCUCAGCCUGCUGGUGUUGUUCGUCUCGGCGUUCUUCGCGGCGGCGGCGCUGAUCGCCUACACCUUGAGGAGGAGGGACAAGCUGCCGUUCCGCCGCCAGGGAGAGGUGGACUUGGCCGGCAUCCAGAUGGAGUGCGGGAUCUUCACCGAGCAGACGCACCACCACCACCACCACCACCACCACGGCCUGGCCGGGACGCCCACCCUGCCCGCGCCGGAGCACAACCACGUCUAUGACACUAUCUCGCCCCCGGGGGCCGCGUCCAAAGCCCCCGGAUCCGCGGCGUCCCCGCAUGUCUACAAAGAGGGUCAGGGCGCGGCUGCGAAGGCGAAACAACACCCGAGCUACUGCUCUCCCGCCGACAAGGACAGGGAGUGGACCCUGCAGGUAACCUCGUCCCCCAUUAGCACCGUCGCCGGGGCGAUGGGGCGACUCGCCGGCCUGCACGAAAACGGCAUCCUGUGCCCCACUGUCAUCGACAGCCAGGGCCCGACUCCUAAAGUGGAGCUGGUGGACUGCCUGUUCCGACUCCCUACCCCGGAGUUCAGAGACAUGUCCGAUCGCUACGCCAGGCCGCCGCCCCGCUACCCCCACCCCCAGGAGUCCUCCCAGGACGCCCAGACGGUGGUGGUCACGACAACCUCCGCCGCCGGCGCAAACAGCGAUCAGGGGGGCGAUCAGGGCGCCAGACUGAUGACUACGCCGGACUACAUGGAGGUCCUGGACCGCUCUUAUCAGUUUUAGCACUCAUCUC